CUCGCGUUCUGUUUCAGUUGUCACUUAGUCUUGGGAGAGGAACAUCCAGAAUGACACACAUAGUGAAAACUUUGAACAGCUGGUUUUGGUGGGAGGACGUUUGGAUGCCCAGGAACUGUUCAUGGACAGACUUCGAAGACCGCAAUGGACUCGUCUUCCCCAAACCAUACCAUUUAUAUGCCACAAUCCCCUUUGCCUUUGUGAUGUUGAUUCUUAGGUUCUUUCUUGAAAGAUUUAUCGCUGUUCCGCUGGCAAGUGCUCUGGGCAUCAAGGAAGUGAAGCGCGUCAAGCCCCAGCCCAACCCCACGCUAGAAGAUUAUUUCAAAGCAUGCACAAAAAAGCCAUCACAGGCAGAGAUACGUCGAUUAGCCAAGAAGUGUAAUUGGACUGUGCACCUGGUGGAGAAAUGGUUUCGACGGCGGCGAAAUCUAGAAAUCCCAACUAUGCUUAAGAAAUUUCAAGAAGCUUGCUGGCGAUUUUCAUUCUAUCUCUUCUCGAGCAUUGGUGGAUUCGCGAUUCUCUACGAUAAACCCUGGUUUCAUGACAUUUGGAAUGUUUGGGACGGCUACCCGUUUCAUUCCUUGCUUCCAUCCCAGUAUUGGUACUACAUGGCUGAGAUGAGUUUCUAUUGGUCGCUGGUGUUUACCCUGGGAGUGGACACCAAGAGGAAGGACUUCAAAGCCCAUCUUGUUCACCACUUCGCGGCGCUCGGCUUGAUGUUUUUCUCCUACUGUGCCAAUUAUGUCCGCCUUGGUACACUGGUGAUGAUCGUCCAUGACUGUGCAGACUUCUGGCUUGAGGCCGCGAAGAUAUUCAACUAUGCUCACUGGGAGAGGACCUGCAGCAUCCUCUUUGUCAUCUUUGCCUUUAUAUUCUUCAUCUCAAGACUCAUUGUCUUCCCUUUCUGGAUUAUUCGUGCCACUGCAUAUUAUCCUGUGUUUUAUUCACAAACGUUCGUCAUAGCGUAUUUCUUGUCCAAUGGGCAGCUGUUGGUCCUGCAAUGUCUACAUAUCUACUGGAGCUACUUAAUUUUCAAAAUCCUGAGGAAAUUCAUUUUCAUAAAGAAAGUGAAAGACGACAGGAGCGAUGAAGAAGAGGAAGAUUCCCUUAGUGACACAGAAGAGAAGACCAUCAAAAAUGGAAGCAAGAACGGCUGUGAGGCAAGCCACGCGCUCCUGAACAACAACAAUUAUUAGACCGUUGUCAAGCUCUGUGGCGUUGGUUGCCAUGCCCCGUAUCCCACCCUAAAGCAGAGGGACGACCAUGAACAUCUUCCCUGGAGUCCAUGACUGAUUUUAUCACUGGCCACUAAAGCUGAAAGAAAGCCCCAUUUUCUCUUUUAAUAAUUUUCUUAACUAAACAUGCCCUAUUUUCUAACACUCAGCAUGUCGGUUCAAGCAGCAAACACGACAUCUUCAUCUCUUCAAGUGCCCACGGAUCUCUGAAUAGUCUUGGAAUGUCCUAAUUUCGAGCGACCUUUACAAUUGGUUCACCGUUUAAGCCGUUUCCCUCAGCUCCUUGUAGUGUUUUGACGUGAAUCGAGAAGUGUGGUUGGUGCACGUUCCACGGAAGAGCUAAAUGGUUUUUAUGCGAGGGAAAGUCUGUGACACUGAAAUUCUUUAAACAAACAUCACGCUUGUCGCACUGCGGAUUUUCAGCAACAUCUGUGACUGAAUUUGACCUGAGGGGAAACCGGCAAAGUAGACUAAGAUCUGUCCAGGUUCUCCAUACUAUGUCCUCCAUACUAUGUUCUUCCAGUCAACUUUUCCACCAUUUAUUGUUGCGCAAGCCCCGAGUCGUCAUAGCCGGUAGGCCAUCUUUAGGAGUUCAUAGGAGACGCUAUAAGGCUGUUUAAUUUGCAAGGGCUUUAGAGGGGUUUUUGCUUGCUGACAUUUUCUUGGAAGGGGUUACUGGGGCGUUGUUGUGUUUUGUAUAUUUGUUAAUAUCGGAAUUGUAUUCAGUCACCUGGAGCCAGGAGGGAAACACAAGGUAUAAAUAUUUUAAUACAAAUAAAUUAAUAAGUUUAAAAUGUAGGGGGGGUUUCGGGGGUGGGUUGAAGUCAAUGCCAACUGCACUAUCCAGUUUAAAGCAAUUGAAGAAGAAGAAGUAGAAGAAGAAGAAGAAGAAGAAGAAGAAGAAGAAGAAGAAGAAGAAGAAGAAGAAGAAGAAGAAGAAGAGUUUUCUCCUAAAUGUAGAGCUUCUAGUUUGUCUUUUGUAAAAUGAGAGCUGAAUCUGUACAUUCUGUCAUGCCAGGGACAAACUACAAGCUACUGUGCUUAAAGAGCUCUGUCCAGGUUUCCAAGAUUCAACUUGUGUUUCCUGUGGCUUUCUUAAAAUUGGGAAAAUAGCAUUCUUGACAUUGUACUGAAGACUCUGUUAUGUAAAUAUGUGUAUGUUUAAAUAUGUUGCUUUUCCACUAUGUUUAAAUGAGUAAAAUACCAAAGCUGUACCAGGGAAAGGCAAACAGAAAGAAAGAGGAAGGAAGGAAGGAAGGAAGGAAGGAAGGAAGGAAGGAA
Sphaerodactylus townsendi is the source of this 2516-nucleotide messenger RNA. It is a transcript of the gene CERS3, whose product is annotated as ceramide synthase 3. Gene Ontology annotation, molecular function: sphingosine N-acyltransferase activity; DNA binding. The record is from RefSeq and is a predicted model, not a curated record. Gene Ontology annotation, cellular component: membrane. NCBI's taxonomy places the organism in Eukaryota, Metazoa, Chordata, Lepidosauria, Squamata, Sphaerodactylidae. The transcript is spliced from 11 exons. Gene Ontology annotation, biological process: ceramide biosynthetic process. The coding region runs from base 51 to 1196 and encodes 381 amino acids.